CAACGGACGGUCCAUGGCUUUGAGCUCCCCUGUCGGCUCUGCCUCUCCAACUCUCCAAACCAUCUCCCUCAAUCCUCCGCCGAUCACCCACGACUCGUUCUCGACAAUUCCCGUUUCUUGAAAACUCCCCACGGAGAGCCUUUUCGGACAGAAGAUAUGGAGAGGGAAGAAGGCUUGGGAGAAGAUGGGUCGCCAACGAGUGCUCUGCUUCCCAAAGAAGUCUCUGCCCACGGCAGCCAUGGCGGCUCCGUCACGCCUUUGAGUGAUCCUGCAGUCACGCCGCUCGUCGUUUUCAGCACUUUCGUCGCCGUCGGCGGUUCUUUCAUGACCGGGUGUGCCACCGGUUUCUCUUCUCCAGCCGAGUCAGGCAUAAAGGAGGAUUUGGGCCUAUCCACAGCAGCGUAUUCGCUUUUCGGUUCAAUAAUAACAGUUGGAGGUCUACUAGCAGCUCUGGUAAAUGGGAGGGUAACGGAUUUGAUUGGUCGUAGAGGAGUGAGUGAUCCUUUACCUUUCCCUUUCAUUCUCGAAAUCUCAGCGAAGAACAUGACAGAUCUUAUGGGAAUUCUUAAAAGAUAUGUCUGUUUGAUGCAGGCAAUGUGGCUUUCUCAAAUACUUUGUGCUGCAGGAUGGCUUUCCAUAGCAUUUGCCAAGAAUGCUUGGUGGCUGGAUAUUGGAAGACUGGUAAACGGGCUUGGCAUUGGGAUUAUAUGUUACGUGGUACCUGUGUACAUUGCUGAGAUAACACCCACAAGUGUCCGGGGAGCAUUCACGGCAUUCAAUCAGUUCAUGAUAUGCUGUGGCUUUUCAUUGAUUUACUUUCUUGGAACCAUUGUCUCCUGGCGCAUCUUGGCUCUGAUCGGUUGCAUUCCCUCCGUCGUACAAAUUGUGGGUUUGUCCUUUGUUCCAGAGUCUCCUAGAUGGCUGGUAAAAGUCCACAGAGAGGAGGAGUUUGAAGUGGCAUUACAGAGACUCAGAGGCAAAAGUGUUGAUAUUACUCAGGAAGCAGCUGAUAUCAGAGACUAUACAGAGACCUUUGAACGGCAGUCCCAGUCUAGAAUUCUGGAUCUGUUCCAAAGGCGAUAUGCUCAUCCGCUUAUAAUAGCAGUUGGGCUGAUGGUGCUUCAACAAUUUGGUGGGACUAAUGCAUUUGCCUACUAUGCAGGCUCCAUGUUUGAAUCAGCUGGCUUCUCAAGUAGCUUUGGUACCAGAAGCAUGGCUGUUGUCCAGAUGCCAGCGACUGCUCUUAGUGUAAUCUUGACUGAUAAAGCUGGAAGGCGGCCACUUCUGAUGAUUUCUUCAGCUGGAAUGUCCUUAUGUUGCAUUCUUCUAGGAUUGUCAUUCUUCAUGCAGGACCUUAAUCAUUGGAAGGCAGUGACCCCAAUUUUGGUGUAUGUAGGAGUCAUGGUGUAUUCCAUAGCUUACUCACUCGGCAUGGCAGGAUUACCAUGGGUUAUCAUGUCCGAGGUAUUCCCAGUAAACAUUAAAGGUUCGGCCGGGAGCCUGGUGACAUUCAUCAAUUGGUCCUGUUCCUGGAUUGUGAGCUACACUUUCAACUUCAUGUUCGAAUGGAGCGCACCCGGGACAUUUUUGAUAUUCGCAUGCAUAUGUGGUCUCACAGUCUUAUUCACCGCGAAGGUAGUGCCGGAGACCAAGGGGCGAGCAUUGGAAGAAUUGCAAGCAUCACUUGCCCAUUUUCUUCAAUGAUUGGGUCUGGGCCAAACACAAACAGCACUGACAGCAAGGCUUGACAGGAGGCUUUUUGUUGCAAAGAAUUAAUGCAAUGUGAAACGGUUAUUUAAAAGAGGAGAAGUUCCAUAAGAGUACAUUCCAUCAAUGUCAGUUGGUGCACUGCACCGGCCCGAUUGUAUCUUUAAGUAACUAUAUUUGUAUAA
Molecule: messenger RNA, 1892 nt
Organism: Rhodamnia argentea
Lineage: Eukaryota; Viridiplantae; Streptophyta; Magnoliopsida; Myrtales; Myrtaceae
Product: sugar transporter ERD6-like 5
Exons: 17
Coding region: 157-1704 (515 amino acids)
Biological process (GO): transmembrane transport; carbohydrate transport
Cellular component (GO): membrane
Molecular function (GO): sugar transmembrane transporter activity
Source: RefSeq, a predicted model, not a curated record